UGCGGAGUACAAUAGAGUGAGGUCAGUCGAGUAAUCAAUGGGCGUCUCCAGCCUCCUUAAUAUUUAUUCCCUGUUCUCCCGGCUACUUUUCCCUCUCUUUCUUUCUGUCUCUCCCCGACAAACACCUCUAUACAGUAUACAACAUACAACUUAGAAUCCUUCUACAACAUAUAAUAUCUCAAUUCCAAUCAUUCUAUUCCCACCAUGAUGUUCGCACGCCCAACCCUCCUCCGCACCUCCCUCCGCGCAUUCAACGCCACAGCCCGUCGCCCAGCCCAGCACGCCCUCCGUCGCACUUAUGCCUCCUCCCCCGGCUCCGCUGCCGAACAGGUCUCCAAGUCUAGCGAUUUACCAUGGAUCCUCGCGUCCGUCGGUCUAACCGUUCCCUCGGCGUACUUCCUACUCCAGUCUGGUCCGGAGAAGGGCCAUGAUGCUCAUGGACAUGGGCAUGACGAGGGGGCGCAUGAGGAGUCGCAUAAGAAGGAAGAGCAGGGUGCUUCUGCUUCCGAGACGCAAUCUCAGCCCGAAUCUGAGGAUAAGUCUGAGGAGAAGAAGCCUGAGGAGGACAAGAAGUCUGAGGACAAGCCUGAAAAAGAGGAUAAGGAGGACAAACCCCAGAAGGACGAGAAGUCCGAGGAGAGGCCCGAGGAGAAGUCCGGAAAGGAGGACAAGCCCCAGAAGGACGAGAAAACGGAGAAGACAGAGGACAAGAGUGACAGCCAAGGCGAAGACUCCAAGCCCAAGGAGGAAUCUCCCGCUGAGAAGUCCCAGUCUUGAUCGCAAGCAUGCGAUGACGAUUCAGAUAUGGGACGACUCUCUCCUUUCCUUUGUAUCAUAUCCUCAUAAUGUCGAAUGAAUGACCAAUGUAUAGGCAGUACACCCUGCAUCCAGGCAUCCUAGUGAAUAUAACCAACGAGAAUAGGAAUAAAGAAAAGCAUGGUCAGCACAAAUCUAUUCAUUCAUUAUAUUAUAUCAAACACCGCCCCGUCCCAGGGUCUCCCGUCUGUCUCUGUCUCCGUCUCUGUCCCCUCCGUGAUUCAUUUUCCGAUA
This is a messenger RNA of Aspergillus campestris IBT 28561, 1050 nucleotides long. RefSeq lists its product as uncharacterized. The coding region runs from base 205 to 777 and encodes 190 amino acids. The transcript has 2 exons. Lineage: Eukaryota; Fungi; Ascomycota; Eurotiomycetes; Eurotiales; Aspergillaceae. The record is from RefSeq and is a predicted model, not a curated record.